This is a messenger RNA of Cavia porcellus (domestic guinea pig), 3396 nucleotides long. RefSeq names its product zwilch kinetochore protein (gene Zwilch). The record is from RefSeq and is a predicted model, not a curated record. The coding region runs from base 203 to 1963 and encodes 586 amino acids. Gene Ontology annotation, cellular component: RZZ complex. Gene Ontology annotation, biological process: protein localization to kinetochore; mitotic spindle assembly checkpoint signaling. Lineage: Eukaryota; Metazoa; Chordata; Mammalia; Rodentia; Caviidae. The transcript is spliced from 18 exons.
ACUUUUUUCCUGAUGAGAAUAAGAGACUAUUGGAACAGGAAAUAUAACUGGGUGCUCUUAGAGAAAAACUUUUAACUUUGAGGACAAACAACUUGUUGGCUGUGGAAGUAGUUCCGGCGGGGCGGGGUCACGGCCUCUGACGUCAGCGUCCCGGCGCUCAAUUCAGUUUGGCGGUCCCGGAGCUCGCUGCUGCUAGGGCGCGAUGUGGGCGCGGACGAACCGAGCGACGGAGGAAUUUUACGCUCGCCUCCUGCAGGAAUUUAAUGAAGGAAAGAAAGGAAUCUGUAAAGACCCAUUUAUCUAUGAGGCUGACGUUCAAGUGCAGUUGAUCAGCAAGGGCCAGCCAAACCCUGUAAAGAGUAUACUAGGCGAACAUGACGUGAUAUUCCUCGUGGAGAAAGCGCCUUUAGAAAAGGAAGAAACAAGUCAUGAAGAACUACAGUCUGAAGAAACUGCUAUUUCUGAUUUCUCUGCUGGUGAGAAUGUUGGGCCGCUUCCUUUAUCAGUUGGGAGAGCCAGACAGUUCAUUGGGCUCUACACCAUGGCCCACAACCCUAACAUGACCCACCUGAAAGUCGAGCGGCCUGUUACUGCCCUCCCUCCCCUGUGGGUCCGAUGUGAUGGCUCUGAUCCUGAGGCCACCUGUUGGCUUGGAGCUGAGCUCGUCACAGCUGGUGACAGUGUCACAGGUGUCGUCUUAUAUGCUGUCAGUUGUAAAGCUGAUAAAAAUUAUUUUCUGAGUCUGGAAAACCUAAAAAAUGUACACAAGACAAGACAUCACUUGUCUACUGCUACGGCCAAGGGCUUUGCGCAGUACGAGCUCUUCAAGUCUAGUGUCCUGGACGAUGUGGCCGCCCAGUCCCACACGGCCAUCACUCUGGAUCUUUCCUGGAGCCCUGUGAAUGAGAUGCUUGAGGUCCCUCCACUCUCGUCAGCUGCCACUCUGAAUAUCAAAGUGGAAUCAGGAGAGCCCAGAGGUUGCUUGACUCAUCUUCACAGAGAACUGAAAUUUCUCCUUGUUUUGGCUGAUGGCCUGAGGACAGGGGUGACCGAGUGGCUCGAGCCUCUGGAAGCAAAAUCUGCCGUUGACCUGGUGCAGGAGUUUCUGAAUGAAUUAAAUAAGCUGGAUGGAUUUGGUGAUUCUACAAAAAAAGACACAGAGGCCGUGAAGCAUGACGCUGCCGCCGUUGAUAGAGCUGUCCUCAUCACGGUGCGGGAUGAUCUGGAUUUCGUCGAACAACUUUGGUGCAAAAUGAGCAGCAGUGUGGUUUCCUAUCAAGACUUGGUGAAGUGUUUGAUGCUGGUAAUGCAGAGUCUCCAGCAAGAUGACAUCCAGCCGUGGCUCCAUAGUGAGAGUAACAGUCUGCUAAGCAAGCUCAUUCAUCAAUCUUACCACGGAGCCAUGGAUGCAGUUCCUCUGAGUGGGACUGUUCCACUUCAGAUGCUUUUGGAAAUCGGUUUGGACAAACUGAAAAAAGAUUAUAUCAGUUUUUUCAUCGGUCAGGAGCUUGCAUCUUUGAAUCAUUUGGAAUACUUCAUUUCUCCGUUAGUAGAGAUACAAGAGCAGGUUCAUCGCGUCCAGAAACUGCACCACAUCCUGGAGCUCUCAGUCAGCUGCAUGCUUUUCCUCAAGCCUCAGCACGAGUUCCUGUUUUCCUUAACACAAUCCUGCAUAAAAUACUAUAAACAAAAUCCUCUUGAUGAGCAACAUGUUUUUCAACUGCCAGUCAGACCAGCUUGUGUAAAAAGCUUCUAUCAGAGUGAGAAGCCACAGAAAUGGAAAGUAGAAAUAAACGGUGGUCAAAAAAAGGUUAAAACGGUUUGGCAACUGAGUGACAGCUCACCGGUGGAGCACCUGAAUUAUCCCAAACCUGACUUUUCUGACUUAACCCUAAAUGGGAGCCUGGAAGAAAAGACGUCUUUUAUCACCAUGGUCACUUGCAGCCAGGUGCACUUCAAGUAAAGGAUCCUGGGCACCCUCACUGCCGUGGCUCUCUGUGUUCUCUAUGUUCCCUGUGUUCUCUCCCAAGACACCUAGGAUAUUAAGGACACAUAUCUCUCUCUCUCUCUCUCUCUCUCUCUCUCUGUCUCUCUCUCUUUCUUGAUACAGUUUUGCUAUGUAGUCCAGGCUGGCCUCCAACUCUUGAUCCUCUUGCCUCAGCCUCCUGAGAGCUGAGAUUACAGGUAUGCGCCACCAUGCCCAGCUUUUGUUUUAGUUAUUUCUAAAUGUUGAUUUGCUAUAUUAACAAUAUUGGUUAUUAAAAAAUAAAAAGCUGGGGCUGGGGAUUUAGCUCAGCGGCAUAAGCACCUGCCUUGCAAGCAGGCAGUCGUGACUUCGAUCCCUGGUACCAAUAAAAAGGAAAAAGACCAAAAAAUAAAUAAAUAAAAUAAAUAAAUAAAUAAAUAAAAAACUAAAAAAAUUUGGAUUAUUAAUCAGUAAACACAUGCUUACCACAUCAUACUGAGCUGUGCAGCUCUAAUUUUCUACCUGUUGUAGUCAGACUAUUAGAUAAGUUUAGUCAUAUGGAGAUGAAAAACAUUUUUUUUGAAAUGGGGGUAAUUCCUUUGCAUUUUAAAUCUGUACAGUAGAAAGAGCUGGAUUUCAAAAUUGUGGCGCAGAAGAAUCCAGAACAAAUAGCACUGUGACACUGAGGGGGAAGUUUUAUUAAAAACAUUUUGAGGUGGACUUGGCAGGGCCUGCUAGAGGCCAUCGAGGGUAAUUCAGUGAAUCACAGCCUCGAAAUAAAAAAGGCUGAGGUCACAGCUCAAUGGUGGAGCCCUAGCCUAGUGAGCCAUCAUUUACAUGCAGGGUGACUAAAAAUUGAAUUUUUGGUUAACUUUUAUAAGGUAAUAGAGCAGGAAAUACCAAAUUUAUCAAAUAUAUUCAGUACAAGAAAUGACUGUUUACUGAGUGUGGUGGCGCAUUCCUGUAACCCCAGCACCAGGAGGCUGAGGGAGGAGGACUGGAGUGAGCUUGACAGCAGCGUUAGCUAUAUUUUGAGACCCUGUCUCAGAUACACGCGCGCGCACACACACACACACACACACACACACACAAAGAGCAAAUGAUUGCUUGCAAUGACAGCUGCCCUAGGGACGCUCGGGAGAGUCAGUAUGGAAACAGAUACACUCCCGUGUGGUCACUGCAGCAACAGAACAUUUGCAGAAUGAAGGCCCAGGUGUAAACACGCAUUAAAAUCUGAUUAGAGCUAGCAUUAACCAAAGGAACUAAUAAAAUGAUAUUCCUACUCUUACUUUUUUCUGAAACCUAAAUGGAAUCAAAUAAUGUGUAUGACUUGACUGUUGCUUUGUAAGCUGUUUUGUUCCCUAAUAAAUGGAGAUUGCUGUUGGCAUUUUAGCAUUAAGAAUAAAAUAGACUUGUAUUUAGAAGAAAAA